Molecule: messenger RNA, 3043 nt
Organism: Durio zibethinus
Lineage: Eukaryota; Viridiplantae; Streptophyta; Magnoliopsida; Malvales; Malvaceae
Product: ethylene receptor 2-like
Biological process (GO): signal transduction
Cellular component (GO): endoplasmic reticulum
Molecular function (GO): phosphorelay sensor kinase activity; ethylene binding; protein binding
Source: RefSeq, a predicted model, not a curated record
AGAAGGUGGGUCCCAUCUUUUUCCCUCUCUUCUUCUUCUUCUUCUUCUUUCUCUCUCUGCCUUUUUCAAUUUUUUUUUUUCAGCUUCUUACAAAAACAACGGCGCUUACUUACAUAUAUACAUUCCCCUUUUGGUUUCUCUUAAAAGCAAACCUCUUUCGUUUCUCUCUUUAAUUUCCCCUUUCUUUUCUCAAAAACCGCUUUUCUUUUGGGUUUUUUGGGCUUUGGGGUUCUGAUUCUUUGGUUUUAUUUGAAAGGCAACAGAUUGUUUGCGAUAUAAAGGAAAGCUUUGAAGGAGGAGAAAGAAAAAAGAGAACCCAACCCAGACCAGACCAGACUAAAUCAGACACAAAUUUUGAAAAACAGCUUGUUUUGGUUCUUGUUGUUAUUCUUUUUUUUUUUUUUGUGUGUUAGCUUCACCGACUUCUGGUUUAGUGUUUGUUUGAGCGGUUCAAAAAAGAAACCGGAAGCUUUUGGAUUAUAAAAAACAUUUCCUUUUUUUUCGUCUUUGAUUUUGGUGCCGGGUGCUCUGAAACUGUAAAAUGGACGGCGAGUGAUUGAAUUGGAAUGAGAAAUACUUAAGCUUGGAGUCAUCAAAGAUAUGUCUUUGGCGUUGCAUGUGAUAGAAACUCUAAAGAUCUGAAGGUGGUUUCUUUUUAUGGCUUCUGGUUUCAGGCAAUGAGAAUUGAAGCUUGGGAUUAUAAGGUUGUAGUUCAAGUGAGCUGUGUUUUAGAUAGAGGAGUAAAGUGUUUGGAAAUAACUGAAAAGGUGUUUCAAUAAAUGGAUUGAAUGAAAGGGUAGCAGUCCGUUUGGAUGCAAUGUUAAAAGCAUUAGCUCCUGGGCUGUUAAUUUCUUCACUUCUAAUUUUGGUGACCGCGGUGGAGAGUGGCUUUCCGAGGUGUAAUUGUGAUGAUGAGGGGAGUUUUUGGAGCAUUGAGAGAAUCUUAGAAACACAAAGAGUGAGUGAUUUCUUUAUUGCUGUGGCAUAUUUUUCGAUCCCUAUUGAGCUGCUUUACUUUGUUAGCUGCUCAAACGUCCCAUUCAAAUGGGUCCUCUUUGAGUUCAUCGCCUUCAUUGUGCUAUGUGGAUUGACCCAUUUGCUCAAUGGGUGGACCUAUGGCCCGCAUCCUUUCCAACUCAUGUUGGCUCUUACUGUGUUUAAGAUUCUCACUGCUUUGGUCUCAUGUGCCACUGCUAUUACGCUUAUCACGCUCAUUCCAUUGCUUCUCAAAGUCAAGGUGAGAGAAUUUAUGCUGAAGAAAAAGGCUUGGGACCUUGGGCGGAAAGUUGGUAUUAUAAUGAAGCAGAAGGAGACUGGUUUGCAUGUCCGCAUGCUUACUCAAGAAAUUCGCAAAUCGUUGGAUAGGCAUACCAUUUUGUACACAACAAUGGUAGAGUUGUCCAAGACAUUAGGUUUGCAAAAUUGUGCUAUUUGGAUUCCUAAUGAGAUGAAGACAGAGAUGAAUCUGACUCAUGACCUCAAAGGAAGGAACUAUUCAUAUAAUUUUACUAUUCCCAUUACUUAUCCAGAUGUUGUAAGGAUUAAAGGAAGUGAUGGAGUGAAUAUCCUCAAGCCAGACUCAGCUCUUGCUACUGCAAGCAAUGGAGAAUAUGGUGAGCCAGGACCUGUGGCUGCAAUUCGGAUGCCAAUGCUUCGUGUAUCCAAUUUUAAAGGAGGAACCCCUGAGCUGGUUCAGACAUGCUAUGCCAUAUUGGUUUGUGUUUUUCCAAGCGAACAACAUGGAUCGUGGAGCAACCAGGAACUAGAGAUAGUUAAGGUGGUUGCUGAUCAGGUGGCUGUUGCACUCUCUCAUGCUGCAGUUCUUGAAGAGUCACAACUCAUGAGGGAGAAAUUGGUUGAGCAAAAUCGGGCAUUAGAAUUGGCACGGCAGAAUGCUAUGAGGGCAAGCCAGGCUAGAAAUGCAUUUCAGAAGGUAAUGAGUGAUGGAAUGAGGAGGCCUAUGCACUCGAUUUUAGGCUUGCUUUCAAUGAUGCAUGAUGGAAAUUUGAAUAAUGAUCAACAAAUUAUUGUUGAUUCCAUGAUGAAGACCAGUAAUGUCCUAUCAACUUUGAUAAACGAUGUGAUGGAUAUUUCAACAAUGGAUAGUGUAAGAUCCCCAUUGGAGAAGAGAUCUCUUCGACUCCAUUCCAUGAUAAAAGAAGUAGCUUGCCUUGCCAAGUGCUUGUGUGUUUAUAGGGGUUUUGGUUUUUCAAUUGAGGUUGACAAGUCCUUGCCUGAUCUUGUUUUUGGUGAUGAAAAGAGACUUUUUCAGGUGAUACUGCAUAUGUUUGGGAGCCUAUUGGAUGGCAAUAGUGGAGAGGGAACUGUGUUACUUCGGGUCUUCACACAGAAUGGUAGUCAGGAAUGCAAUGAUCAGAGACGAGCAGCCUGGAAGCACAGCUCUUCUGAUGCAGAUGUGCAUAUCAGGUUUGAAAUUAGGAUUGACAAUAGUAAUUCUGAAUUGGAGGGCUGCUCAAUGUCAGAGGUACAGAUCAGUGAGAGAAGAUACAACAGCCGUGGAGCUGAGGAACGCUUGAGCUUCAGCAUUUGCCAAAAGCUAGUGCAGCUGAUGCAUGGGAACAUCUGGGAAGUCCAAAAUCCUCAAGGUUCUGCCCAAAGCAUGGCGCUUGUUAUUCGGUUUCAAGUCCAACCAUCCAUCUGAAUAACAAUCACCGACUCUGGAGAAUCUUCAGACCAGCCACGCUUCAACUCUCUUUUCAGGGGCUUGCAAGUUUUUCUUGCUGAUGAUGAUGAUGUGAACUGUGCUGUGACUCGAAAGCUUCUCAAGAAGUUGGGAUGCAUUGUUUCUGCUGUGUCAUCUGGAUUUGAUUGGCUCAGUGCUAUUGGUCCAACCUCAUCUCCUUUUGAGAUUGUUAUUUUGGAGCUUCAGAUGCCUGAGUUGGAUGGAUUUGAAGUUGCAAUGAGAAUUCGAAAGUCACGAAAUCAUAGUUGGCCAUUGAUUGUUGCCAUGACUGCUAGCACUGAAAAGGAUAUCUAGGAAAAAUGUUUGCAGAGUGGAAUAAAUGAAAUUAUUCGAAAACCA